Molecule: messenger RNA, 1227 nt
Organism: Dothidotthia symphoricarpi CBS 119687
Lineage: Eukaryota; Fungi; Ascomycota; Dothideomycetes; Pleosporales; Dothidotthiaceae
Product: class I glutamine amidotransferase-like protein
Exons: 2
Coding region: 185-907 (240 amino acids)
Molecular function (GO): glyoxalase III activity
Source: RefSeq, a predicted model, not a curated record
CCGAAUUCUAUGGAAUUGGUCUACUGCUGAAAACAUACCCCCGAAAGAGGUCCGAUGACGUCACACAUCGCAUUGACUCAAUGAAGGGAAGAUCGACGUACAUACUUAAGAUACCCCUCAUUGACCCAAUCGUACGGAAUUUCAUCAAGAUCAUUUCGCUCCGCGGACAAACGUUCAAAUUAAAAUGGCACCUCCACGCAAAGCUCUCAUUGCCAUCACAUCGGCGCAUGCCCCCCUGUAUCCCGAGGGAAAGGAAACUGGAUUGUUCAUUACCGAAGCUCUCCACCCCUUCAACGUCUUCAAAGCCGCUGGAUUCGAUGUCGAUCUCGUCUCAGAGACCGGCACAUACCAGCCAGACUGGCUGAGCCAGCAGAAAGACUGGCUUCCGGAGGAAGACCGCAAAGUCUACGAAGACCACAGCAGCGAGUUCCGCACUAAGCUCGACAAACUCCUCAAACCAUCUGAUAUCAGCUCGAAAGACUACGGUCUCUUCUUUGCUUCAGCUGGUCACGCAUCUCUCAUCGACUACCCUGAGGCUACGGGUCUGCAAUCUCUCGCAGCUGACAUCUAUGCCAAAAACACCGGCAUCUUGUCCGCCGUCUGCCAUGGAGGAGCUAUUUUCCCCGGUGUCCUGGACCCCGAGACCAAGAAGCCUAUCAUCUCCGGUAAGCGCGUGACUGGCUUCACCACUCGGGGUGAGGAGGAGGAAGGCGUACUUGACACAAUCAAGAGCUGGAACAGACCCACUAUCGAAGCUAGUGCAGCGGAUGCUGGUGCACAGUAUAUUAGCCCACCAGGUCCUUGGGAUAGCUUCGCAAUCACGGAUGGACGCGUCGUGACUGGAGCAAAUCCUGCCAGUGCGCAUAAGACGGCCGAGGAGGCGGUCAAGGCUUUCGAUGCAUUGUAAAUAAUUGAGCUUGAUGAACAUAGACGGUGGCAAAUGUGAAGACACCAAAGGCUAGAUCGAUAUCUUCUUCUACCAUGAUUCUGACGAUAGUUGCAGUGAGAUACAAGAGGGUAUUUUUAGCUAAAACUGCAGUGUGGUCGUCAGACCCUGGGUUUUCAUCUGGCCUGUUCCAGCCACCUAUGCCUAAAUCUUAAAUGAUAAGCUAUGAACCUGCAUGGUGAAAUACGACAUACUUUCCAUCACAAGAGAUCUCACUGCCAUCUGAAUGCGUCGCCAGGUAGUAAGAAAUUUGCGUCCUCGAAAGUGAUAACUCGAUCCAU